AUGACCAGCAGGUGCAUCCUCCAAACUGCACUCCUGGUGUCUUUCUCCACCACGGUUCUUGCCGUGAACUACGACUUGCUUCAAUUCCAACUAAGCAGCAGCAGUGUGGAGUGCCAGGAGCUCCUUCUGCAGUUGAAUGGAACUUCUAAAGAUUGCCUCAAGGACAGAAUGAACUUCAAGAUCCCUGAGGAGAUUGAGAAAUCCCAACAGUUCCAGAAGGAGGACAUCAUAUUGAUCACCCUUGAGAUGGUCCGGAAGACCUCUGAUAUUUUCAGGAGAAAUCUCUCGAGCACAGGAUGGAAUGAGACCAUUGUUGAGGACCUCCUUGCGACACUCCACAGGCAGAAGGAACAUCUGGAGGAAAUCAUGGAGGAGGGAAACUUCACCUGGGACCACAGGACCCUUCUGCACCUGAAGAGAUACUAUCUAAGGAUUGUGCAGUACCUGAAGGCCAAGGAGUACAGCAUCUGUGCCUGGAUAAUAGUGCAAGCAGAAAUCCUCAGGAGCUUUUUCUUCCUUGAUAAACUUACGGAUUAUCUCCUAAACUGA
Messenger RNA from Neomonachus schauinslandi (Hawaiian monk seal), 549 nucleotides. It is a transcript of the gene IFNB1, whose product is annotated as interferon beta 1. The transcript has a single exon. Gene Ontology annotation, biological process: adaptive immune response; cytokine-mediated signaling pathway; humoral immune response. Gene Ontology annotation, molecular function: cytokine activity; type I interferon receptor binding. The record is from RefSeq and is a predicted model, not a curated record. Bases 1 to 549 code for a protein of 182 amino acids. Gene Ontology annotation, cellular component: extracellular region. NCBI's taxonomy places the organism in Eukaryota, Metazoa, Chordata, Mammalia, Carnivora, Phocidae.